UGCAAGCCGCCGAUGAAGGCGACGUCGAACGGGUCGUGGCAGGGCGACAACCCACUGGACUAUGCGCUGCCGUUGGCCAUUGUCCAGAUCUGCUUGGUGAUCACUGUCACGAGAUUCCUCGCCUUCGUCCUGCGACCCCUUCGCCAGCCGCGCGUCAUCGCCGAGAUCAUCGGCGGGAUAUUGCUGGGCCCGUCGGCGCUGGGGCGCAGCGAGGCGUUCCUCAACACGGUGUUUCCGAAGCAGAGCCUGACGGUGCUCGACACCCUCGCCAACAUCGGCCUUCUCUUCUUCCUCUUCCUGGUGGGGCUGGAGCUAGACAUUCGCGCCAUCCGCCGCACCGGGAAGCGCGCCCUGGGCAUUGCCGUCGCUGGCAUCUCCCUCCCCUUCAUCAUGGGCAUCGGCACCUCUGUCGUCCUCCGCCACACCGUCUCCAAGGGCGUCCGCGCUGGCCCCUUUCUAGUCUUCAUGGGCGUCGCCCUCUCCAUCACCGCCUUCCCCGUCCUCGCCCGCAUCCUCGCCGAGCUCAAGCUCCUCACUACCGACCUCGGCCGCAUGGCCAUGUCCGCUGCAGCCGUCAACGACGUCGCAGCCUGGAUCCUCCUCGCUCUCGCCAUCGCCCUGACAGGCUCAGGAUCCCCCCUCAUCUCCCUUUGGGUCCUCCUCACCGGCGUCGGCUUCGUCGUCUUUGUCGCCCUCCUAGUCCGCCCCGUUCUCGACUGGAUGGCCCGCCGCUCCCCGGUAGGCGAGCCCGUCAAGGAGAUCUACAUCUGCGCGACGCUCGCCACCGUCCUCGCGGCCGGCUUCGUCACCGACACCAUUGGCAUUCACGCCCUGUUCGGCGCCUUCAUCAUCGGCAUCGUCGUUCCCAAGGACGGGCCCUUCGCCGGGGUCCUUAUUGAGAAGAUCGAGGACCUCAUCGCUGGGCUCUUCCUUCCGCUCUACUUCGUUUCUAGCGGCCUCAAGACCAACGUGGCCACCAUCCGCGGCGGCCAGUCGUGGGCUCUACUCGUUCUCGUCAUUUGCACCGCGAGCUUCGGCAAGAUCGGCGGCACCCUCGUCGUCUCCCUGCUUGUCAAGGUUCCCAUGAGAGAAGCCCUUACGCUGGGCAUCCUCAUGAACACCAAGGGCCUCGUCGAGCUCAUCGUCCUCAACAUCGGCAAGGAUCGAAAAGUGCUCAACGACGAGACGUUCGCCAUACUGGUGCUGAUGGCCCUGUUCACCACUUUCAUCACCACGCCCAUAGUGAUGGCCGUCUACAAGCCCGCACGUCGUUCCCCGCCGUACAAGCACCGCAGCAUCCUGCGCGACGACGCAGAGAGCGAGUUCCGCAUCCUGGCCUGCUUCCACGGCAGCCGAAACAUCCCCACCAUGAUCAACUUGAUCGAGUCCUCCCGUGGCACUCGGCGCCGCGGCAUCACUGUCUACGCCGUGCACCUGAUGGAGCUGUCGGAGCGGUCGUCCGCCAUCUCCAUGGUCCACAAGGCCCGGCGCAACGGCCUCCCCUUCUGGAACAAGAAGCAGUGCUACGAGGACGGCGGCGACCAGCUCGUGGUCGCCUUCCAGGCCUACCAGCAACUCAGCAACGUCACCGUCCGCUCCAUGACUGCCAUCUCCGACCUCCAAACGAUCCACGAGGACAUCAUAACGAGCGCCGAGCAGAAGCGAACCUCCUUCAUCCUCCUCCCUUUCCACAAGCUCCAGCAGAUCGAUGGUUCAAUGGAGUCGAUCGGCCACGCCUACCACCUCGUCAACCAGCGUGUCCUCCGCUGUGCCCCGUGCUCCGUCGGCAUCCUUGUGGACCGCGGGCUCGGUGGCGCAGCUCAGGUUGUUGCCAGCGAAGUGUUCUACACGGUGGCGGUCCUCUUCUUCGGGGGCAGGGAUGACCGGGAGGCCCUCGCCCUCGGGAUGCGCAUGGCGGAGCACCCAGGGAUCCAGCUCACCGUCACGCGGUUCAUUCCCCAAGCGGAUCAGUUGAGGGGCCGCGACGGAGGAGGGAGCGUGACCAUAAGGAUGGAUGCGAACGAGAUCGCCGCCGACGAGGACUACAUCACCGUGUUCCGCGACAAGGUGUUGCCCUCCAACGAGUCCAUCACGUACGACGAUAAGGUGGCGGGAGGAAAGGCCGAGAUCGUUGCUGCGAUCAAGGACAUGGGGCGGUGCAACCUGUUCCUGGUAGGUCAAGCGCCUGCCACCGUAGCUUUGACUGACAAGAAUGACUGCCCUGAGCUGGGGCCGGUCGGGAGCUAUUUGGCUUCGUCCGAGUUCGGCACGACAUCGUCGGUGUUGGUAAUCAAGCAGUUCGAUCCGACGGCAAACCCACCACAGCAGGCUGACGAGGGGCUGCUGACGUCCGACUUGCCCGAUACUCCCGUGGCUGGAAGCGCCCGCCAUUAAACUCGAUCUCGGUACGGCUCUUUCGAAGCUUAUAAUAAGCGUAUUAACAAUGGAUGUAUCAUAGAGAAGCGAAGAAGAAGAAGAAGAAUUCACUUCAAUCAUAUCUGAAAA
Molecule: messenger RNA, 2505 nt
Organism: Musa acuminata subsp. malaccensis (wild Malaysian banana)
Lineage: Eukaryota; Viridiplantae; Streptophyta; Magnoliopsida; Zingiberales; Musaceae
Product: cation/H(+) antiporter 19-like
Biological process (GO): regulation of pH; proton transmembrane transport
Cellular component (GO): membrane; endomembrane system
Molecular function (GO): antiporter activity
Source: RefSeq, a predicted model, not a curated record